AUGGAUCUUGUCAUGGUUUCACGAGUCCGUAAUCGGUGGAUUUUCUUCGUCAUCUUUGUGGUCCUUCAUCGCUCCCUCAGUGUCUCAAUGAUGCGUUCUACCUCUCUUGACACUGCCAAGUAUUCCAACUACACUUGCACGGAAAUCAACAAUUUCGGAACAGACAUUUCAUCGGCUAUUGGAGUGAUCAGAUACCUAUACAUCAUCAACACCAUCAUAUUCAGUUUCAAGAUCGUUUUGUGCGGCAGUAUUCUUCUCUUUUACUUCGGACUCAUGCCAGAAGCCGAUCUUCUCUCGUCGGCCUCAUUUUGCAACAUUUACGCAUUGAUGUCAUCUUUGUCCGCAAUCUUGAGACUCAUCUGGAACUACAAGGGACUUUCUGUGAUUAUGACGUUUCUCACAGAAAAGGACCCAAAAUUUUGCAAAGAUAUGCCUUCCUGGAUGGCGUCCAAUUUGACUAAAAUGGCUUAUUCUGUCGUUCUCUUGAUUGUUGAAUUUGGAUUGCUCCUCAGAGAACAAGAGGCGAUGGCUGAUUACCUCAAGCAUUGGACCGACGUCCGUAAUGUCCGGAGACAAGAGGAGAACACGCCAAAUGAAAAUUGUUUUUUAGUAAUGGACGGGGAACGCCUUUCGAGACAAUUUCGGAAGGUGUUGCUGACAUUGUUUUUGGUGAUUGUGGUAAUCAAAACGAUGAACUUAUCGACAUUGAAGAACGACGAUGCAAUUGAAGAGACAUCCAAGAGUUUUUUGUUCCAUGACGUGUUUCACUGCAAAUCUUAUGGCACGGAUCCAUCUAUUCGCUUCGAAAAUGACGAGUCUAGUGAAAUGAAGCCACCCGUCAUGUUGGAUUUGAAUAUGUUUUUAAUGAAUAUUCCAAGAAACAACAACAUUCAAGUGGGUGGCGAAAUUUUAAGAGAGGAUGAAUCGCUAUCCAGAAACGACAUGGAAUUGAAUCGCGACAACGAAUAA
This is a messenger RNA of Caenorhabditis briggsae, 969 nucleotides long. The transcript has 8 exons. The record is from RefSeq and is a predicted model, not a curated record. NCBI's taxonomy places the organism in Eukaryota, Metazoa, Nematoda, Chromadorea, Rhabditida, Rhabditidae. Bases 1 to 969 code for a protein of 322 amino acids.